AGUUAAAUUCUUUUUUAAGGCAUCUUUAAAGAAAAAAUCCAAACUAAAAUAUUUGUAAAAUUGUUUUGGUAUAAAAUCAUAACAUAAUACCACAUUCGGCACGCAUAGUACAUAAAUUACCACAGAAUGGCACAAAUUCGACCAUUGGCACCCGAAUUGGCUGCGGUGGCCGCUGCCGAACUCAACGAAGUGGAAUCACGUAUUGCCGGUGAUAUUGUCGAACUGCGUCAGUGGAUCGAAGAACAACCGUACUUAACAACGCGCACUGAUGACCAAUUCCUUGUGGGCUUCCUGCGUUUCUGCAAAUACAAUAUGGAUGACACAAAGAAACGCAUCGAGUACUAUUACACAUACAAAUCAACAGCCGGUGAUUUUCUGAAGAGCCGACGCAUUGACGAUAAAGUUUAUGGCAUCUGCCGUGCGGGCAUAUUCGCAACACUUCCGAAGCCGGUGGGUCCGGGCGGUCCACGCAUACACUUCACACGCAUGGGCCAAAUUGAUACUUCACUCUAUACGGCCAAAGAUAUCUUCCGUUUCAUAAUGUUCCGCUCAGAAAUUGAGGCCAACACCGAUGAUAAUUGGAUUAUUAGUGGUGUAUUGGAGAUAAUUGAUUUCUCUAAAAUUCCAUAUGCGUUAUUGCGUCAAUUCGAACCGAAUUUAUUUAAAAAAAUGGCCGCAUUCUUAGAAUACGGCGUGCCAACCAAUCUAGUAGGAACACACAUCGUAAAUGCUUCCAUGGAUGCGCAAAUUAUAUUGAAUUUAGUGCGUCUCGUUAUGAAACAAAAAGAAUUGCUCCACAUACACUCAUCGCUGGAGUCACUGCAUAAAGCCAUUGGUAAGGAGUACCUGCCUGUCGAAUAUGGUGGCACUAAUGGCACCUAUGAAGAGGCUAUGACACAUUUCGAACAACAGCUCAAUGAAUUUAGCGACUAUUUCGAUGAGGAUGAAAAGUAUGGCGUUGAUGAGAAAUUGCGAGAAAUUCAGCCUGCUGUUGGAACAGUAGCUGCUAAAGAGACGCCACCUUCACCAGCAUCGCCGCCAUCGCCUAAAUGUGUGAGUGUACCUGAAGGGUCCUUUCGUAAAUUGAAUAUCGAUUAAAGUAAAGAAGAAAAUUUUGUUUGCAAAAUAAGAGUAAUUAACAAAACAAAACUGCUAUAUAAAAAACUAAGUGCGAUAUAAAAAAAAAUUAACUAAGGUGUAGCAGCAGAAAAAAAAAAUAAUAUUAACAACAGUAUGAAACAGCCGACUCUGGCUGCGGCGUAAAUAAAUAUUAAACUAUUUUGCGUUCUUCUGUGCGUUCGUUUAAUAAGUAAAAAACAACAACAAACUAACACAAGUAAAUCAACUACUGCGUUAAUAUUCAAACAAAAAUAUUAAAUGAGAAUAUUAGUGUUAUUUAGUGACAUAUUUAUACCUGAGUUUUCAUACAAAGAAAAAAAAGAAGAAAACAGCCGAAUUAAUAUACACAUACAACAACCAGGUUUUACGAAAAUUUAAUAGUAAAAUGUUAUGAAAACCACAGUACACGGACAC
Molecule: messenger RNA, 1533 nt
Organism: Rhagoletis pomonella (apple maggot)
Lineage: Eukaryota; Metazoa; Arthropoda; Insecta; Diptera; Tephritidae
Product: clavesin-2
Exons: 3
Coding region: 127-1098 (323 amino acids)
Cellular component (GO): membrane
Molecular function (GO): phosphatidylinositol bisphosphate binding
Source: RefSeq, a predicted model, not a curated record